This is a messenger RNA of Entelurus aequoreus (snake pipefish), 439 nucleotides long. Its product is annotated as laminin subunit alpha-4-like. The record is from RefSeq and is a predicted model, not a curated record. Bases 66 to 419 code for a protein of 117 amino acids. Lineage: Eukaryota; Metazoa; Chordata; Actinopteri; Syngnathiformes; Syngnathidae. The transcript has 4 exons.
CCAGGGGCCUUGUCUUUUAUUUUGAAGGCUACGGGAGUAGCUUUAGUGUUUUUUUCAUUAAAAACAUGGUGGCCGUCACCGUCAAUGAUGGAAGCGGCAAUGUCAGCGUCUCCGUGACUCACCCCAACCUCUGUGACGGGGAGUUCCACGCCAUUAAAGUUUCCAAACAUCGGCGAGUUAUCAGGCUGAAGGUGGACUCCCUGUCGAAAAAGAAGGCGGGAGCUGACGUGCCCGCCACCCACUCAUCAAUACUGCGAGCCCUUUACGUCGGAGGGGCCGAACAGGUCAACGGCGCCGCCGUGACGUCGCCGUUUGUGGGCUGCUUGCGAAACGUGUCGCUUAACAACAAACGUGUUGCGUUUGAGACCGGGGCGAGGGUGGUCGGCCAUGUUGCCGUCAACAGAUGCCCGGCGUCCUGAGGACGACGCGUCGCCAGCGU